This is a messenger RNA of Tetrahymena thermophila SB210, 2145 nucleotides long. Its product is annotated as ATP:guanido phosphotransferase, carboxy-terminal domain protein. The record is from RefSeq and is a predicted model, not a curated record. Lineage: Eukaryota; Ciliophora; Oligohymenophorea; Hymenostomatida; Tetrahymenidae. Gene Ontology annotation, biological process: phosphocreatine biosynthetic process. The transcript is spliced from 9 exons. Gene Ontology annotation, molecular function: creatine kinase activity.
AUGCUUCCUGUUUAUUUAUGUCUUUAGUAGUUCUUAAAUGCUAGCAAGACUAUUGAAGAAUUUCCUAACAUUCCUGAGUCAUCAAAAUCCCUAUUAAAGAAAUACUUGACAAAGGAUGUUUAUAACAAACUUAAAACUGCAAAAGAUGCUAAUGGAUUUACUCUUUAGUAACUUAUUUCCUCUGGAUUAGCUAACCCUGAUUCAUCUAUUGGUGUUUAUGCAGGCUCAACUGAUUCUUAUAAAGUAUUUGCUCCUCUAUUAAACUAAAUUAUAAGCGAUUAUCAUCAGUAUGAUGUUAACUCAAAGCACACAUCUUCAUGGGAUAUAAGCUCUUACAAUUUUGAAGAGUUUAAUUCAAAGCACAAAGGAGAUUAUGUAAUAUCAACCCGUGUGAGAAUUGCUAGAAAUCUUGCUAAGUUCCCUCUAGGUACCAAUAUUACAAAAGAAUAAAGACAAGAAAUUGAAAAUUUAGCCAUCUAGGCUUUCAACUCCUUUGAAGGCGAGCUUAAAGGUACAUAUUAUCCUCUUGGAAAACUCACAGAGUAAGAAAAGAAAUAGCUUAAAGAAGAUCAUUUCCUUUUCAAGGAAGGAGAUCGUUUCCUUAAAGCAUGUGGAUGUGAACGUGACUGGCCUGACGCAAGAGGAAUUUUUAUCAAUCCUUCAAAAACCUUCUUAGUUUGGGUGAAUGAAGAGGAUUAGUUUAGAAUUAUUUCUAUGUAGAAUGGAGGUGAUCUCAAGCAAGUUUUCGAAAGAUUAGCAAAGGCUCAUGAAAUCAUCAACAAAGUUGCGUAAUUUUCAAUCACUGAAAACCUCGGAGCAAUUACAACUUGCCCAACUAAUUUGGGUACUGGUAUGAGAGCAUCGGUUCAUGUGAAAUUACCUCUUCUUUCAUCUGAUGAAAAAAGAUUCAAGUAAAUUGCUUCUAAGCACCAUUUAGAUAUUAGAGGUAUUGAUGGUGAGCAUUCAGAAUCAAAGGGAGGUAUUUUUGAUGUUUCAAACAAGAGAAGAUUAGGCUACAGUGAAGCUUAAUUAGCUCUAGAUAUGUACAAUGGAGUGAAUGAACUUAUUGAAGUAGAAAAGAAGUUACAGUUAGAAGUUUAUCCUAGCUUUCCCUAGUCUUCUAAGUCUCUUUUAAAGAAAUACCUUAGCAGAUAAUUAUUUGAUCAAUUAAAGCAUGUGUAAGAUAAUACAGGAUAUACCUUACAAUAAUUAAUAUCUUCUGGAGUUGCAAAUCCAGACUCUUCCAUUGGUGUUUAUGCAGGUUCAACUGACUCUUAUAAAGUAUUUGCUCCCUUGCUUGAUAAAAUAAUCGAAGAAUAUCAUAGUUAUGGUGUUAAUGGAAAGCAUAUCUAAAGCUGGGAUAUAAAUGCAUACAAUUUUGAAGACUUUAAUAUUAAGCAUGGUAGCAACUAUGUUGUUUCUACCCGUGUUAGAAUUGCUAGAAAUUUAGCUAAAUUCCCUCUAGGUACCAACAUUUCUAGAGAAGAAAGAAGAGAAGUAGAAAGACUUGCUAUGAAGGCAUUUGAUAGCUUUGAAGGAGAGCUCUAAGGCACAUACUAUUAAUUAGGUAAACUUACAGAUGCUGAAAAGAAGCAACUUAAAGAAGAUCAUUUCCUCUUCAAAGAAGGUGAUAGAUUCUUGAAAUCAUGUGGCUGUGAACGUGACUGGCCUGAGUCAAGAGGUAUCUUCCAUAACCCUUAAAAGACUUUCUUAGUAUGGGUAAAUGAAGAAGAUCAAUUUAGAAUAAUCUCAAUGUAAAAUGGAGGUAACUUAAGAGAAGUUUUCUAAAGAUUAGCUACUGCUCAUGAAAUAAUUAAUAAAGUUGCUGAAUUUGCUAUUACUGAACAUCUUGGAGCUAUUACCACUUGCCCCACUAACUUAGGUACAGGUAUGAGAGCUUCAGUUCAUGUUAAAUUACCCCUAUUAUCAUCAGAUGAAAAGAGAUUUAAGGCUAUUGCUGAGUAGCAUCAUUUAGAUAUAAGAGGAAUAGAUGGUGAACAUUCUGAAUCUAAAGGAGGUGUUUUUGAUGUUUCAAAUAAAAGAAGAUUAGGAUACAGUGAAGCUCAAUUAGCUCUUGAUAUGUAUAAUGGUGUCAAUGCUUUAAUCGAAGUUGAAAAAAGUCUUCAAGAAAAAUAAUAAAGUUGA